Molecule: messenger RNA, 1358 nt
Organism: Xylaria bambusicola
Lineage: Eukaryota; Fungi; Ascomycota; Sordariomycetes; Xylariales; Xylariaceae
Exons: 2
Coding region: 362-1210 (282 amino acids)
Source: RefSeq, a predicted model, not a curated record
GCUAGCUAUUGAUUUUGUUCAUGGGUACAUCUCGACGUAUGAUUUAAUGGACUCUAAGUACAGCCGACGCUGCAUUAACAUCAACAAGCAGCCCCUGUCCAGUGAUUAGCGGAGUUUGGGGAUUAAGAGCCAGACGAGUUAGCGCUUACUUUAACUACCCUUAGAUCGGUCUCGCAUCGCCUGGAAUUUUCUAAAAUAGGUACCCCAGUAUUGCAUUAACGAGUGUUCGCGCAUUCAGUUCUUGGGGAGCAGCAAGUAACCCAAUACUAUAAAACGGGACGCGUUCUCAAAAGCUUGGAAUCAGUGUAUUUUCCAUCUAUGUUUUCCUAGUCGUCGUAGUCGCGGUUGACUGGUAAUUACCAUGCCUAGAAAAGCGCCAGCAGACGCGUCAACUUCCUCGGCCAAGGAAGGUGAGCCAACGCCCAAAAGAGGAGCCAAGAGGCAGUCCACGGAUCAUGACAGCGCUCCCAAAGUAGCCAAUGGGAAGAGAGCCAGAGUAUCAGAUAUCACAUCCAAAGAACAGGAAGUUUCCAAAGAGGAGCAACGACCAAGGCUCACAACGCCCGAUCUUGAAUUUGACUACGAUCGAAGCCAACUGCGGGAUCCUCGGCAAACACCCGGACGAGUGCGGCGACCGCGGCCCCGGGGCUCGGAAGUGACUGAGGAAUUCAAACAACAAUUCUUCAUUCCACAAGCAGAGCGGCCCAAAGGUAGACUCAACGCCUAUCAGAAGGACCAGUUGCACAGAGAACAGAGCUUACUAGAUCCUACUGACGUCUUCCACGACCUUUACGUCUGCCACAAGAAGGGUCCUCAUGGGACACCUGUUUAUGAUUCGGCGGGCUUCCAACUGGAUUACAGAAAAGUAGACGAAUGGAUGAAGCCAAAACCCUACAACAAGUCGCGAAUAGUACGCGGCAUGGAGAGGUCUAUUGAGAGAGGAGAGCACGAAAAGCGAGCAACGUACGAAAUAUUCUUCGUGCAGGGCGAUGAGCCAGGCUCGACAAGCGUUAUGGAUUACGUCAAGGAUCACAUCGCGAAGGACCUUAACGUCCCUUGGCAUCAGAUCGAUUCUGGGCGUGCACGCGAGUGGCAGCAGAAGGGUUUCGAAAAGAAGAAAUUUUCAGAAUGGUGGCGAGAACCAAACGAUGAAGAGCGAAAGCGUAUGUCGAAGAUGAUUGGGGGCGCAAGUUUACGGAAAGACCACUAGCCCGGUUUACCCUUGCGAUGCGAGCAGCUUAUUUUCUUUUCAUAGUCAGUUACACAAGCUGGCUCUACUCUACCUACUAUAUGGGACGGGCGUUUAAGAUCUAGAUAUCAAGCACGCCGGCUUCUCUGGUUCGUGUCUUAUCAUUGGG